AUGAAGCUACUGUUUGCGGUUAUUCUCUUAUCCUUGAAUGGUUUCGCCGAUGCCGAUGAUCCAACUGUAGAUGUAACUGUGACGACACCAAGCGGAGCAGCCACUAUCAGAGGAUACAAGCAUCCAUACGGUACUUCAUUCCGUGGAAUCCGUUAUGCUCAACCUCCACUUGGAAAUCUCCGAUUCGCCGAAGCUCAACGCUUGGAUCCCGCCGGUCUUGUCUCAGCACUAGGAUAUGGUAGAAUUUGUACACAAGGAAACGGACAAACUUCCGGUGAAGAUUGUCUCUACAUCAAUGUGUUCACCCCAAAUAAUGUGACGGCAACUUCAAAACUUCCGGUAUACGUUUACAUUCAUGGUGGUGGUUUUGUCGAAGGUGGAGGAAACAUGGGAGCUGGAAUCUACCCAAAUCUUGUUAAUAAGGGACCAAUCGUUUUGGUGUCGAUGAACUAUCGACUGGGACCAUUUGGCUUUUUCUCAACGCGCGACGCAAUGGCUCCUGGAAAUUGGGCAAUUUCUGAUUGGAUUGAAGGACUUAAUUGGGUUCAAAGAUACAUUUCCUUCUUUGGUGGUGAUCCGACUAGAGUGACAAUCGGAGGACAAAGUUCUGGAGCAGAAGCAGUUUCAACUCUGACACUAACCCCUCUUGCUAAAUCAUUAUUCAAGCAAUCAAUUCAUGAGUCUGGAAGCGCAUUUGGUGCAGCUGUCAUGUCGUAUUCAGAGAAAACCAGAUCCACCAGCAAACAGCUGUCUGUGAAAUUAGGAUGUGCCACUGCUGAUCAAUGGGAGAGCGGACAAUCGUUUGGGCCCAUCCUCAACUGUCUUCGUGGCGUCACACAGGACAAGAUCGUCACUGCCGAUAAUUCUCUGCCAGGACAUCGGAUGAAAUGGUCGAUUGUCCAGGACAAAAAGUACUUAACCCAACGUCUAGAGUACCUUGCUCUUCAGCGCGAUGCUACGAAAAACGUCUUGAUUGGAGAUGUACAUGACGAAUGGCUUGGUUCAGAAAUGAACAACAUCCUUCACAAUUUGAAUAGCACUCAUAAUACGGGAACACAGAUCAAGUAUGAUUUGAAGGAUUGCUAUGAAAUGACAUACUGGGAUAAUCCGCAGUCGGUGUUGGUAGCUGCUGAUAACAAAUAUGUCAAUACUAUGGGAUGGGCUGACAAUGAUCAUAGAGAUUGGGAAGCAAGAAGGAUUCAGCUUUGGAGUGAAAUGGUGUUCAUUGGUCCAACAUUGCGAGAUGCUGCAUACUUCCAAUAUAUGAAGAACAAUGUGUAUUUGUAUUCAUUGGAUUGGUUGAGCCCAGCAGCUCUCCCACAAGUUACCGAUCCCCUUUUCCGUGGUUGUGAACACACCUGGGAGCUUCAAUACAUCUUCUCAACCUCAUGCAACGGAUUCACCUGCACCCCUCAAGAUGAACUUUUGAGAGACUAUUUCACAACUACUUGGCUCAACUUUAUUAUCAAAGGAAACCCAACACCUGCUGGCAGCUCUCUUCCAUUCAAAUGGCUCGCAAUGGACAAAUCCAACAGAUUCCUUUCGUUUUCGCCGAAUCCGAAAAUGCAACCUAGCUAUCAUCCGGAUUCCAUGUUCUGGGUUUGCACUGCUCCCACCAUUGACGGAUACAAAGGUCCAUUCUGUUAA
Molecule: messenger RNA, 1647 nt
Organism: Caenorhabditis briggsae
Lineage: Eukaryota; Metazoa; Nematoda; Chromadorea; Rhabditida; Rhabditidae
Exons: 9
Coding region: 1-1647 (548 amino acids)
Source: RefSeq, a predicted model, not a curated record